AUGCGUGACUUGGAAGAGCUUAUUCUGGCGUUUAAUGCACUUGAAUGGUUUGCUGUGGUUUGUGAGAAGUUGGAUAAGAAUAAACGCAGACGCGAUUCUGGUACGAUCAAAAACCUGAAGGACGAGCUUCAGGAGUCUUUAGACGAAGUUUCUGUGCAUGUUGACGCACUGCUGGAUGAGUGGCUCAUGGGGGCUGAGGAUGGUAAGGCGUCAUUGGGAAACAUGAGAAGACGUAUGCUGACACCAGUGGCCCGUACAGAAACUGAACAAGCCGAGCUGGAAGAAAUCCGAAAGACCUACAUCCCGGAACUUUUCCUCGACUAUCACAAUGCGCUGUACUAUGCUGGACAUGUACUUACCAGCGAGCUUCUGGUGCAGUGCAUGAACCUGGCAAUGCAGGUGUCCGAAAACGAGUAUCUGACUAGCGCCUUUGUGGCUUCUCGUCGGAUGGCGGAGCUCGUGGACGCGUUGGCCUUGUCCAGCAAAGCCAUGGUCAACACGCAGGCGAAGCCCGGCAAGAAGCUUUUGGGAGGCGAGUCUUUGGGCAUUUGGAAUGUCGACGUGCCCGAUGAGGACAAUGGCCUCCCUGAGGCGCAGUGA
This is a messenger RNA of Aspergillus oryzae RIB40, 600 nucleotides long. RefSeq lists its product as uncharacterized. Gene Ontology annotation, biological process: protein import into nucleus; post-transcriptional tethering of RNA polymerase II gene DNA at nuclear periphery; regulation of DNA-templated transcription. Gene Ontology annotation, cellular component: nuclear pore; nuclear pore outer ring. The record is from RefSeq and is a predicted model, not a curated record. Gene Ontology annotation, molecular function: structural constituent of nuclear pore. NCBI's taxonomy places the organism in Eukaryota, Fungi, Ascomycota, Eurotiomycetes, Eurotiales, Aspergillaceae. Bases 1 to 600 code for a protein of 199 amino acids. The transcript is spliced from 2 exons.